ACUCCACCGCCGAGAAUUAUUUCAACCUCAGAUUGCUUCUUCCGUCCGUCUCUCUCACGCGCUUCGCUGCUCCAACUGCCCUCGCUGUUACGCAAUUCGUCAUCAAUGGGCGAUGCAACAGAGCAAUCAAUGCUCGCCUUCCAAUCCAAUCGGUUUCCGCACGUCUCUUUUGACUUUCGAUCCGCUGCCCUCUUUUCAUCUCUUCUGUUUUUUUCUCGAUUGGUCAGCUAAAUAAACAUUCCUUUCUCAUUCCGAUAAAUCGACGAUCUGUCGGCUUGACUGGCCACCGGCGCCUGCUCCGAUCCGAUCGGCGAUGGCUUUUUUCAGGAAAGGAAGCAAGAAAGGAGCCUCCUUUUUGCUCCUGGCGCUGCUGCUGAUGUCGUGUUCCACCUUCUUCGCCCCGUCGCUCGCCGACCCUAGAAUCGCCCAAGCGGCGCUCAUAUGCACCAACCACACCGCCUCCGCCGCAGCCAGAUCCCCCUUCAUCGCCAACUUCCUCUCCGCCAUGGACGCCGUCACCCCGCAGAUCUCCGCCCGACAGUACGCCAGGGUCGUCGUCACCGGCGGAACCGAUCCCCCCAACGCCUCCUCGGUCUACGCCUUCGGCCAGUGCUUGAGGGACCUCUCCAAGUCCGACUGCGACCUCUGCUUCGCCACCUGCAAGACACAGAUCCUCAGGUGCCUUCCCUUCCAGAAAACCACCCGAGGUGGUCGCAAUUUCUUGGACGGUUGCUAUCUCAGGUAUGACGACUACCAAUUCUUCGGAGAGGCACAGAGCCAAUAUGAUAGAGUUGUCUGCAGUGAGCAAGAGUACACAGGGAAUGCUACUUCUUUCUCUGCAAAUGCAAGAAAAUUGAUCAGGAACCUGACUGAUGAGGCUCCAAGGAACAAUGGCUUUCUUGUUGGCUCUGUUGAAGGAGGCAAUUCUACUGUGUAUGGACUGGGGCAGUGUUGGGAGUUUGUGAACAGGACCUCAUGCCAGACAUGCUUGCUUGCCGCUAGAAUGGCAAUUCAUUCAUGCAUACCUAGGCAGGAAGGAAGGGUGCUGAACUCCGGGUGUUACUUGAGGUAUGCCACCACUCGGUUUUACGACAAUUCGACAAAUGAUGCUGCUGAAGGAGGUGGCAGACACAUUGCCGUGAUCCUGGCCGUUCUUUCGUCAGUUUUGGCAUCGGUGAUGAUUUUAUCAGCAGUUAUAUUCAUCCUUAGGGGAAAGAUUAUAAAGAGGAGGAAAGAAAGGAAGCAGUUGGGAGCUUUAGCACCUACUGUAAGAAAAUCUAAUCUCAACUUCAAAUACGAGACACUCGAAAAGGCCACCAACUUUUUUAGCAACGACAAUAAACUGGGUCAAGGAGGCUCUGGAUCAGUGUUCAAGGGAGUUCUACCAGAUGGGAGGCGUGUUGCUGUAAAGAGACUAUAUUACAAUACAAGGCAAUGGGUCGAUCACUUCUUCAAUGAAGUCAAUUUGAUAAGCGGAAUCGAACACAAGAAUCUCGUCAAGCUAUUGGGCUGCAGUAUCACUGGUCCUGAGAGCCUUCUUGUAUAUGAAUAUGUACCAAACAAGAGCCUUGAUCAUUACCUUUCUGAUGAUGCAAAUGCCAGGCUGCUUAGCUGGAGCAUACGAUACAACAUCAUCCUGGGGACUGCAGAAGGUUUGACUUAUCUUCAUCAAGAGUCGCAACUACGAAUCAUUCAUAGAGAUAUUAAGCUGAGCAAUAUACUGCUCGAUGAAGAGUAUGCUGCUAAAAUUGCUGAUUUUGGACUUGUUAGACUUUUCCCAGAGGACAAAACCCACAUUAGCACCGGUGUAGUUGGAACUUUAGGCUACAUGGCUCCAGAGUAUGUUGUUCAAGGCAAGUUGACUGAGAAAGUCGAUGUUUUCAGUUUUGGAGUUUUUUUGGUCGAGAUCAUGACCGGAAGAAAGACUAGUUUCCAAUCGCAGGAUACUGUCUCGGCUUUGCAAAUGGUUUGGAGUCUCUACACUUCAGAUAGAUUGCUGGAAGCUAUGGAUCCUAUUUUACAAGGCAAUUUUCCGACAGAGAAGGCGUCUCGAGCGCUUCAAAUUGGGCUCCUUUGUGCUCAAGCAUCUGCUGAGCUAAGACCGAUGAUGUCGUCGGUCGUUAAAAUGCUCAAGGAUGAUUCCCCUAUCCCUUCCCCAACCCAACCACCAUUUCUCAGCUCCAGCAUUCGGAGAGGACUGGCGGCUCAAAUGAAAGUUAAUUCCAGGAAUGGAACUUCCACUCAAUCUUCAGAGAACAGCACAACAAUGACGGUAAUCGAGCCAAGGUAAAAGGAUUGAAACACUAUUUCACUCUAUGUAGGUUGUGAUUGAAUCGAGAGUAUAGGCUGUGAAUUUACAUUUAGACAGACUUAUUUGAAACAAAUUUUGGCCUGGAUCUUUAGGUUAGAAAUUGUAUUUAGCAUAAAUAAUGAAAGGCCAUUGUUUCUUCCAACUUUGAAAGAUUUAUCCAAAAACUUCUCUGAGCUGAUAUAUUCAGGUAAAGGAAAGAAGUACUUUACCUUGCCUUUUGAAUCUCCUCUCAAAGUCACUACUGAACGAUGGAUCCUUCCUCAGCUCGCUGAAUGGAGUUAUCUGCCCUGAAUCCACAGGCUGGACAUGUAAGAACCAAAACUGAUUACUAGAGUUUGAUAGUAAAUUUGUGAAGAAUGUUUCAGUGAUCAAUGUUCUUAUUCUCCUAGUAUAAAAUAUUACAUGUGAAAAGUGAAUACAUUAUUCAUGCCCUCAA
This is a messenger RNA of Zingiber officinale, 2747 nucleotides long. Its product is annotated as cysteine-rich receptor-like protein kinase 3. The record is from RefSeq and is a predicted model, not a curated record. Bases 314 to 2290 code for a protein of 658 amino acids. Gene Ontology annotation, molecular function: protein kinase activity; ATP binding. Gene Ontology annotation, biological process: protein phosphorylation. NCBI's taxonomy places the organism in Eukaryota, Viridiplantae, Streptophyta, Magnoliopsida, Zingiberales, Zingiberaceae. The transcript is spliced from 8 exons.